AUGUCUUCUGAAGAAAAUACAGCGAACAAUGUAGCUGCUACAACAGCUGCAUUAGCAACAGCGGGAACAGUCGCGUAUGCCACAAACACUGCAGGGGCAGUAGCCGGGAUUCUCGGCUUUAGUGCUCCUGGGAUAACAGCAGGAUCUACUGCAGCCGGAAUGAUGAGUGCUGCAGCGACUAGUGGUAUUGGAGGAGGUGUAAUCUCAUUUCUUCAAAGUGUGGGUGCUCACUUCGCUCUAGCUACAGGAGGAGGAUUCUUAGCGACCACAGCUGCCAUUGCUGCUCCAAUCGCAGCAGGAAUUGGACUAUAUUCGUUGCUAUCUAGCAGUUCUACAACCGAGGAUCAAAAGAAAAAGACAAAGAAAGAUGGUACCGGACCAAGUGGCCAAGAAUAAAGGUAACAUAUAUGUCAAAAUGUUUGUUUUAGUCUGGUACUGUAGUUAGGUUAAUUUAUUAUGCUUCAUCUUUAAAAAAUCCCCGCAUAAAACAGUAAAAGUGUUAUAUGUCGUACAGUAUACGCUAUUAUUAGUUUAUGUCUUCUGAAGAAAACAAAAAUUCUAAAAGUACAACUGCUACAAAAGUUGCAAUAGCAACAGCGGGAGUAACCGCGUAUGUUACCAACGCCGCAGGAGCAGUAGCCGGAAUUCUCGGCUUUAGUGUUCCUGGGAUAACAGCAGGAUCUACUGCAGCCGGAAUGAUGAGUGCUGCAGCGACUAGUGGUAUUGGAGGAGGUGUAAUAUCGACUCUUCAAAGUGUGGGUGCUCACUUCGCUCUAGCUACAGGAGGAGGAUUCUUAGCGACCACAGCUGCCAUUGCUGCUCCAAUCGCAGUAGGAAUUGGUGUGUAUAAGUAUUACACUUAUGAUCCUACUGAGAAAGCAAACAAGCCUUCUCGUCCCACUGGGAAAGUUUAAAGAGUUGAUU
Molecule: messenger RNA, 924 nt
Organism: Blastocystis hominis
Lineage: Eukaryota; Bigyra; Opalinata; Blastocystidae
Exons: 1
Coding region: 1-396 (131 amino acids)
Source: RefSeq, a predicted model, not a curated record